Molecule: messenger RNA, 1629 nt
Organism: Aspergillus homomorphus CBS 101889
Lineage: Eukaryota; Fungi; Ascomycota; Eurotiomycetes; Eurotiales; Aspergillaceae
Product: general substrate transporter
Exons: 5
Coding region: 1-1629 (542 amino acids)
Biological process (GO): carbohydrate transport; transmembrane transport
Cellular component (GO): membrane
Molecular function (GO): carbohydrate:proton symporter activity
Source: RefSeq, a predicted model, not a curated record
AUGAAGGACUACAGCCAGCACCCCCUUUUCCAGAGAAAGCUCUCUUUCAGGCUUCUGUGUGCUACUUUCUGCUUUGGGCUCUCGGGAGCCGCUCGGGGCCUCGAUGGAGGCCUUAUUGCUAGCACUGUCGCAGAACAAUCUUUUAUCGACCAAUUCCACAUACAUGCCAGCUACCUCAGCGCUUCUGAGAAAGCGAACCGCCUUUCCAAUGUCACUUCGAUGGUUCAUAUCGGCAGUCUGCCAGGAGCUGUUCUUGCAUUCGUCUUCUGUGAACGUAUCGGCAUGCUAUGGACAAUGCGUCAGGCCUGCCUCCUUUGGAUCAUCGGUUCCAUCAUCUUCAUCACAUCGCACAAUCUCGGACAAGUCUAUGCGGGAAGGUUCAUCAUGGGACUCGGAAUCGGUCAGUAUGGCGUGAUCGCGCCUAUCUACCUGGGCGAGGUGGCUCCCUGCCAGGUUCGCGGCAUGAUUGUGGGCAUGUAUGGCAUGUCGGAAUAUCUGGGAAUCAUGAUUGGUUACUUUUCGAUAUGGGGUGCUUCCAUUCAUAUGCCAGCCUCUAGCGCGAGACAGUGGAUCAUUCCACAGAGCAUUCAGAUUAUGUGGGCAGGGCUGCUUUUACUCUCUUCUUCGCUCUGCGAGGAGAGUCCUCGGUUUCUGUGUAAGAAGGGCCGCCCCAAAGCGGCCUUGCAGUCGUUUGCAAGACUGUGGAACUUGUCUGUCAUGGAUCCUGGUAUUCAUGCUGAGGUAGCGAACGCGCAAGGCCAGCUUGGACUAGAGCAUCAACAGAGGUCAUCUCUGCGGUUUUGGAAUGCCCUCAGAGAGCUACUUACGGCAAGAGAACAUCUCAGAAGGAUCGUGUUCAUUUUUACUCUCCAGUGCUUAGGAGAGUGGUCGGGUCCCAAUUCUGUAACAACCUACGCUCCCGAGCUUUUCGAGCUUUUCGGCAUCGAGGGACAGUCGCAGAAGCUCUUCACCACCGCAAUUCUAGGAGCGGUCAAGUUCGCAUCCGCCCUGAUCUCCGCGCUAUUCCUACUUGAUGCACUAGGAAGACGAAAGACACUCUAUCUCGGGCUUAUCAUUCAGAUCCUAGCUCUGGCCUACGACUCCAUUUUUCUCACGGUCUUUGCGAGCACCCCAUCAGGCUCACAUCAGGAAUCUGCAGUACGACAUGCCGCCAUUGGGGCCAUUGUCAUGAUUUACAUGACCGGGGUUAGUUGGGCGCUUGGAUGGAACUCUAUUCAAUACCUCAUCCCUGCGGAAUUAUUCCCCCUGCGAGUGCGAAUUGUUGGCGUAAGCCUGGUCACACUGUGGCACUAUGCAAACCGGAUUGGGGUCUCUAAGGCCACUCCUAUGAUGCUGCUCCUCGCUCACGAUUCGCUCACGCCUAAAGGAACCUUCUGGUUCUUCACGGGCAUAUCUCUACUAGGCCUUUUAUUCGUCUGGGUAUUUGUCCCUGAGACCUCCGGCAAGGGGCUUGAGGAAACGAACGCGCUAUAUGCAGGUCACCGUGGCUCCCAAGAACCUCAAUUGCCCGCAAAUGAUGACUCGAAAAUGGGCCAGAUUGCGGAAUUGGCCCGCAAUUCCAACCACACGAGUGAAGACAGCUCCGCUGGAUCUGCCCGCCACCGGUAG